UGCUGGUGUUCCAAACCACUGUACCACUCCACUUCUACUGUAAUUACCCUCGUCUUUCUUUGCACCUUCUCUGUUGAUCUUACUCUGAGACUUCAACCCUUUUACUGUUCUACUUCCAUUCCACUAAAGUUUUGGUUUUUCUAGCCUCUCUUUUCUUCUUUGUUGGUUGGGUUUUCUUACUCUUUCACUGGUAAUGGAUAACCAAGAUCAGAGAAGAAUUGAAACUGCAGGGCACGACAGUCAUGCGGUCCAUUUGUGUCACAAAUGUGGAUGGCCAUUUCCAAAUCCACAUCCAAGUGCCAAACACAGGCGUGCUCACAAGAAGAUCUGUGGAACCAUUGAAGGUUACAAACUGUCCGUCUCCGAGGGACAGCACAAUUUGAAUGGCUCAGAUGAUGAACAUGUUUCUGAUGAUGAUCACAAAACACCAGGUUUGGUUUUGUCAGUCUCAAAUUCCUUGGAGACAGGCAACAAUGAGAAGGGUAGUGCAGGAAACGGAGAGAAGUUUAUUAGAUCGGAAGAUGAGGUGUUUUCAGAUGCAGUUGCAGACUUUUCGGACAGUGGAUCAAAUCCAGAUAUUAAGGAACGGUUGCAAGAUAGUUUGGACGCAGGAGCUGAUAUGGAAAUGGUAGACAUUAAAGGACCCAAAUUUUCAGGAAUUUCUAAAGACAAAGAUUUGAAUGCUGCAGAUAUGAGUCCGUUAAUUGACAAGUCAACUAAUGACAGCCAAACUCAAAAUCCUAAUAUUCUACAAAAUGAAAGUUUUGGAGUGGGAAACACAGUGGGGUUGCAAGGUCAAUUGUCAGGCCCUAUCGUGGACCCAUUAUCAGGUUCCACUGCAGACCUGAGGACUGAAGAAUCUGCUACUGUGGACAGUGAAGUUUUUCUUGGUUUUUCCAGUGAUUCACCUCCCGGCAAAGCUGAAGCCAUGCCUGACAUAUUGUCAGUAAAGAAUAUCUAUGCUGUUGAGAAUGUGACAGAUUGCAGUUUGAUGUCUGCUACAAAGAAGACUAAUUUGGAAGGAAAGAAUGAGAUUAAUUCUGCUGGAGAUGUGGUUGAAAUUGAGGAAUCAUCUGCUUACAUUGUCGGUGAAACAUGUGAAGCAUUGUCUAAUAUGAUAGUCAGUGAUGUAGUUCGUGAGGAGCAUCAAGCGGGUGAUGGCGCUGUUCGUGUGGAGGAAAAGAAUGGUGCUGUGAGUAAUUACAACAGAGACACUGUUGAAAUUGUGGAACCAUCUGAUAGUGUUGGUAAAAUGAGUGAAGAAGUGUCUAAAAUAGUAGUUAGUGAUGAGGUUUCCGUGGAUCAUCAAGUAGGAGAUGAAGCUGUUAAUCUGGAGGAAAAGAAUGAAGCUGAGUCCGUUUCUUUGUUGUCCCCAGAUAGCCUUCCUCUAAAGUUAAACUCAACUGUAAUCACAGAUGAUUCUCAGGUAGAGUCUGCAUAUGUGGUGCAGUUUGCUACUUCCAAUGAUGACAAGAUUUUGCCCGCAAAUGGAGAAGGAAAUGCUAAUGUUGAUCUGCUUCCGACAUGCAAUGAUAAACCUGAUGAUGGAGCACAUUCUCAGAGUGCGUAUGAAGACUUUAAAGAUCACAAAGGUGUGGCAUACCAAAAUCCUUUCCUACACUCAUCUGAGUCAUUGAAAUAUGAGGGAGAUGACAUAAAUGACAGAGUUACGAAGGAAAAUAAAUUUCAUAACAUAAGCCAAUUGAGUGAAAAAAGUGAGGUCAUCUCUCUGAAUAUAGAUGUUAUAGGUAGUAGCAUGGGGAUGGAGAGUCUCAACAGUGAGCCUACAUCUAAAGAAAUGCAUGCUGAAGAUUAUACUGAUGUUUCUACAGUGAAGCUCACAGUUGAAAGUUAUCAAACACAGGAUGAAAUUGUUCCAUCUAUGAAUGCUAUGAAAACUAAGGAGAAUGAGAGUCAUAUGAUUCAUUUUUCUGAAGUGCAUGGAACUGAUGAUGCUGGUAAAAAUUAUGCACAGAAAAGCUUACCAGAAGGUAGUUUAAUGGGCCCGUCUAAUGAGAAUCAGAGGGAGGUAUCCUUUGGGUCUGCAAUCAGUGAAACAGUUAGUGUAAUUAACGUAAUAGAUAGUCCAAAUCAUCAUGUAGCUUCGGAUGGAAAGGUUAUACGAGCUACUGGAGAAGAUGCUAUUGAAAUUAUAUUGAAAGAUCUUCAACCUGAUGACAUCUUGCAAUCUGAAGACAAGCUAUCAGAGGACUUAUUUGAGCAUGAUGGUGCUGAUAAGAGCAAUGCUGCCAAUGAACUUGGAGAAAAUGUACAAGGUCAUGUGCUUCAUGCUCAAUAUAAGGAAAGCCCAAUUGUAGCUGAUACUUCAUUGCCUAAAUCUGCUACCAAUCAUUUUGAAAGUCCAAUUAUUUCCGAGUCUUCAGACAUGGUGCUUGAUAGGCCUGUGAACAAAUCAAGUGGUACAAAGUGCAGAGAUAUAAGCCCACUACUAGGUGCCCAGAGAGACACAAAAGAAGAUGAAAUCAAUGUUAAUAUCAAACUCAAUGAAGAAUAUAACAAAUCUGUUGAUACAUCUACCGAGUCUCAUCAUGCACAGGAUGCUGGACUAUUAGUGAAGGCUGCAGAAGACCUUGCCAGGAAGUAUACAUCUCCUUUAACUGCUGAACCUGAUUCCGAAGAUAAUCCUGAUGGAGAGCCUUGCAAGGAAGUGCCUGGAAUCAGUGUUGUGCCUGUUCAAGAUCAAACAAAUAAUUUGUUUAAACAUGGUUCAUCCAGAGUUGAUGCUUCUGUUGACUCAGGUAGCCGGUGUGACAGUUUGGAAGGCAACUGGGGCUCUGUUUCAGUUCUCUCAAUGCAAUCUGAUGCACCGGCAGUUAUUGAUGCUGAAACCUUGUCAUCAACUGGUUUGCUGGCAUUAACGGAAGCAGGAAAGCCAAACUUGAACAAUUCAAAAGCUGCACCUGAGAGACAGCAGUCUGAUCAAUCGGAAAUGUUUGAGCCACCAUCUUUCAUGACGUUGGUUGAACCUAUGCAGGUUAGCCCAAAAGCCACUGCUUCUGAAGUCCAGAGGGGACAGAAUCCACAGCAAUCAGAUUCCACUUCACAGGCUGGUUGGUUUCCCACUAUAAAUCAGGUUGUUGGUGAGUCUCAAGAGAGGAAGAGGAAUGAAGAAAUAAUAGCCAAGGUGACAAACUGGAGCACCAGUAAGGAGCACACACCUCUGAAGAGCCUCUUGGGUGAGGCUGCCCAUAGCAACAAGCCAAAAUCUCCAAAAUCAGUUGAAAACUCAGGGGCUGAGAAGACUAGUAAAGUUUCGGAAAAGAAUGGUUCUGGAUUGACCACUGUUAACUCCAUUCUGGGUCCUGAAUCCCCUGCAGCCCAAGUGGUAAAAGGAGAGGUUGCAAAAGAAUGGAACUCUCCAGCAAGAUAUCCUGCGGACAUCAAGAGAGAAAAAAGGAAGGUCAAGAGCAGACCAUACUGGAUACAACUAGUAUGCUGUACAUCAGUGGGUCCUCAGAGAAGGUAGAAAAUAACCAGGUGCUGAUAAUGCUCCCACACAGUUCUCCACUCUGAUAUUUGCCGUAUUUUUCUGUUUUUAGUUUGUCUUUAGGUGCAUGUCUUGAUCAUGUGUCUUUUGUAUAUGUUGACCUUCAGUUAUUAUUUUUAGCCCUGCAAUAUUUUCGUUGUAACUGUACUCUUAUUAUGAGGCGAAUCAUUAUUUUGGCCUUUGUCCGGAGACAUGUAUUCAGAUCAGAAAA
Molecule: messenger RNA, 3719 nt
Organism: Vigna angularis (adzuki bean)
Lineage: Eukaryota; Viridiplantae; Streptophyta; Magnoliopsida; Fabales; Fabaceae
Exons: 5
Coding region: 194-3487 (1097 amino acids)
Source: RefSeq, a predicted model, not a curated record